Molecule: messenger RNA, 2961 nt
Organism: Dreissena polymorpha
Lineage: Eukaryota; Metazoa; Mollusca; Bivalvia; Myida; Dreissenidae
Product: tubulin--tyrosine ligase-like
Exons: 8
Coding region: 1038-1973 (311 amino acids)
Biological process (GO): protein modification process
Source: RefSeq, a predicted model, not a curated record
AUGAUGCACGAGGGGAUGAUACUAUGAUCAAUACUUAAAACAAACACGCGUUUCUUUACCACAUUCAUCCUGUUUAACAGUCGAAAUAAAUAAUUCAUCACAUUCUUACCAUCGUUAAUCAAAAUUAUCCUCUAUUCCUAUAACUUCGUGCAGCCCUAUAAGAUCAUGUACUUUUUUAUGACGUAAACUUCUAAGCAACAUUCGAGCGCACGUACCCGAAAACUGUUCACUUUUGUAACGCGAGAAUUUCCACAGCCGAUAUGACAACAAUCGUGAGAAAAAACAAUAAAUAUGAUAUAAAUUGUCUGUUUUUCUGACCUCGUUCCAAAGAAAUAGCCUAAACAAUGUUUAAAAUCUGCACAUUUCCUUCACCAGACGGCAAUGUUUAUCAAUGUUUUGAUCGUAAAAUGUUGUAAGAGUAGUUUCCCUUGGAGGCCCGUCUAGAAUUUGUAUUUUGGACUCUGUACUUUGCAUUACAAUACGAUUAAAGUAUGCUGUAUAUGCGGAAAAUUUUUCCCCCAAAUGUUGACAUGAGACCAUACGUUAAGAUCGUGUCCGGCCUAUUGCGAUAAAGGUUCUCACUGCGUCAAUUUGGGAUUUUGUCACAAAACAACUUUCAUUAGAAGGGGUGACAGCCUUUUAUGCCCCCAUUGUGAAUAGAAUUUUAUUUAGCUUUUUUCCAUUAGUAAAUACACUUUAUCUAGACCUCUGAAAACAGUUAUCACUGUCCAUCUUUCGUUUUUAUGAAGACCAGUUUUGUUUAAACCAUUAUUUUCAUUACAGUUUAUUCACGAAAUUCAUCUAAAACAACAAAUAUUUAAUACAAAUAAACACAUAUUCACAAAAACAUAUAUCGGCUAUUAUAAACACAUCCCAGGGCCUCGCUGUGACGUCAUCAAAAUCGAUGCACGAUCUUAUAGGGUAAUUCUGUGUGACGCAGACUACCAUAUACACGAAUGUUUAAAGUUGUUUUGUGAUAUCAGGCACAGAGUUUGAAGGUCAAUUAAGUGCUCUAACUUCAUACUAGUGCCAGCCAGAUGGAUCAAUAUGGAUUUGUUAGCAGAGACAGUGGAAGUUCUGUGUAUAAAGCGACUGCAGAGUAUUUGCUCCAAGAGAGAGGUCAUGACUGGAAAAGACUUCCACCAAACUCUUCGUCAUUUCACCUUAUGUUUGGAGAGAGAAACAAACUACCAUUUGGAAGAUUAGGUCAUGAUCCUGGGCGAGUAAAUCUAGUGAAUUAUUACAGAGGCUCCGAUAUACUGUGCAGGAAAACUGCGCUAGUCAAAGUCUUCAAGGAGUAUUGCAGUAUAGUCAAGUACAGUUACCCCAAGUGGCUGCCCCGGUCAUUCCGAAUAUUUCCAAAGAACAUCAUAAAAACAAAUCUGCGCAAUUCAAACCAGUCGCUAGUGAAAGAGAAACCAGAUGAUCGUGCAGAGUUGAUUGCGGCAAAUGCAAGUCUAGUCACAGAGGAAGGCUCCAGCGUUGCAUGGAUUGCAAAAAUUACCUCGGGGGCUAAAGGUGAUGGAAUCAAGAUAUCAGACAAUGUAGAGGAGCUCCUGCAAUAUGUAGAUAGUCACGAUAGAGCCUUUGUCAUCCAGCGUUAUAUCAGGCAUCCACUGUUACUUGGGGGUACCAGGAAAUUUGAUAUAAGAUGUUGGGUUCUAUUGGAUGCCUGGUACAACGUUUACUUGUUCCGAGAAGGCGUGCUUCGCACAUGCUCCGAGUCCUAUGACCCUAAUGACCUUUCCAAGGUCACCAGCCACCUGACCAAUCACUGUCUGCAGAAGGAACAGUCCGCAAACUUUGGGCAGUACGAGGUCGGCAAUGAGAUGUUUUUUGAUGAGUUCAAUAGAUAUUUGAUGGACAGACAUGGAACUUCAAUUGAAUCUUGUGUCUUGCCUCAAAUUAAAGACAUCAUGAAGAAAUGCUUUCAUAUUGUGAAAGAAGUCACCAGUCAUGAAGUGACACAGUGAGCUUAUGUGAUCGUGUGAUGUCCGGCGUCCGUUGUGCGUGCCUGCGUGUGUCCGUGCGUCCGUCCGUCAACAAUUUGUUUGUGUAGACAGUAGAGGUCACAGUUUGCAUCCAAUCUUUAUGAAAUUUGGUCAGAAUGUUUAUCUUGAUGAAAUCUGGGUUGGGAUUUUAUUUGGGUCAUCUGGGGUCAAAAACUAGGUCACUAGGUCAAAUAAUAGAAAAACCUUGUGUAGACAUUAGAGAUCACAGUUUUCAUCCAACCUUUAUGAAAUUGGGUCAGAAUUCUUGAUGAAAUCUGGGUGGGAUUGUAUUUGGGUCAUCUGGGGUAAAAAUCUAGGUCAAAUAAAUAGAAAAACCUUGUGUUGACAAUAGAGGUCACAGUUUUCAUCCAAUAUUUAUGAACUGUGGUCAGAAUGUUUAUCUUGAUGAAAUCUGGAUUGGGAUUGUAUUUGGGUCAUCUAGAGUCAGGAACUAGGUCACUAGGUCAAAUCAUAGAAAAACAUUGUGUAGACAAUAGAGGUCAUAGUUUUCAUCUGAUCUUAAUGAGUCAGGUGAGCGAUUCAGGGCCAUCAUGGCCCUCUUGUUUAUUAAUGUCUUUUGGUAAGCUGUUGUGAUCCCAAUUAAGAUUGUAAACAAUUUCUAAUGUUUAUGCAUAUUUCUGACAAUAUAUGUACCGGUACUUGGGUUUUGUCUUAUUGCUGUUUUUUUUAAUGAAAUUUGACGUCUAGACGGUAGGGUAGUUGCAAUAAUUCAACUCUCAGCUUAGGCCCCACCAUAGCAAAAAUUAUCAAAGGUUCAGAGAGUCCGUUUAUAUGGACUAGAAGGUAGGGAUAAUUAAAUAAAAAAAUCUCUGUUAAAAGUGCGGUGACCCCUUUUUUUAUUUGUGUUUUAUGAUGAAAAUACGUAGAUGAACAUAUUUGAGCAGUUUCGCAGAAUUCUAUUCGGCAGAAUUUUUUAAAAUUCCAUUUAUGUGGUUGAAAUAUUUAAAAA